AUGUUGGAAACCGAUCAACCAGAAAGAGCGGAACAAUUCUAUCGAACAGCUCUCGAAAAAGUGACUGAAUGGAAGGAUCAAGUAGCGAUAUUACAUCAACUUGGUACUCUCUAUGAUACACAAGAUGAUUUAGACGAAGCACUAGAUCAAUUCCAUCGUUCACUUGAAAUCUAUCGAAAAAACGUAUCUGAUGAUGAUCCAAUACUUACAUGGACAUACAAUGUUAUUGGACUAAUCUACAGCAAGCAACAAAAGUUUGAUCUUUCUCUAGAAUAUUUUAAUCGUGCACUUCGUAUUGAACUCAUUAUGCCUCAGUCUAAUGAAGAAAACAUUGCUCGCUGCUACAAUAAUAUAGCCAGUGUCUAUGCUGAUCAAGAUAAGUAUCCGGAUGCUCUGAUUUACUAUCGUCAUGAGCUUGAUAUUAAACUAAAGAUACUUCCUUCAUCUCAUUCUUCAAUUGCUGUCUCUUACAGUAAUGUUGCAUACAUGCUUUACUGUUUAAAUCGGUUCGCUGAAGCUGUCGAAUAUCAACAAAACGCACUCGACAUUGAUCUUCAAUCAUUACCUUCAGAACAUAUACAGACAAAACAGCAUAAAAAUUUGCUCACAGCUUAUCAAAAGUUAAUACAUGUCAGAAAUAUUCGUGAUGAAUCAAAACCUUGA
Messenger RNA from Rotaria sp. Silwood1, 663 nucleotides. The record is from the annotation of a GenBank genome assembly. NCBI's taxonomy places the organism in Eukaryota, Metazoa, Rotifera, Eurotatoria, Philodinida, Philodinidae.